GCUACGGGGAAACUACGGGCGUCAGAAGCAGAGACCGCAGCGUUUGCAGAUUUUACAUGUCAGAUCGAAGUGGAAGGGGAGAAAGAUGGGCACCGACUUAGACGGAUAAAGGAUGGGGACACGAAAUGGAGGCACGGGGGAUAAAUAUAAACCAUUUUUUAAUGAAAAGUUUUUACACUGAAAUCUGGAGCAACGACCCGCGGAGACUGCAGGUGUGACUUGCAUCAGAUCGAACGUACAAGUUCAUUUAAUUUCAUGAUUUCCUCAAGGAGAGAGGACGAACACGGGUAUAGCGACAAUCUGCUAAAAUCCACCAGCGUUUCGGUGUGAGUAGCUACAAGAAAAGGAUGUGCACCAAUCCGAAGUGAUGAAAAAGAAAACGAAUGAGCAGAACUGUGUUGCCGAUGCGAUCUGUCGGUGUUAUUUGUCUGGGUUGAGGAUUGAUCAGUUCCUCCAUCACCCUCCCCUUCCCGGUGUCUGUGGAUAAUGGAGAGUGCAAAUGGCUCGAACGGCGAAAUCAAGCAGCAGAACCACCAGUUGGAGAAGAAACGCGUGAACCGAGCACCUUCCCCAGCGAGACCGGUCCUCAAGGAUAUCCACUCCCGCGCGUCAGCCAAACCACCAGGAAUAGCACCUAAAUCUCCCAAACUGUCGAGCAAGCAGCAACAGCCAUCGGCAGGACUCCAGGCUGCUCAAAGCCGUGUCUCCCGGCGCAACGUUUCUGGAGCAAAAGAAAGGCCAACUCCGGCGAAAAGUAAUGCCAAGUCCGUGACAACCAAAAAGCCAGCUAAGGUCACCCAGAAUGCAACAUCUGAACAGAAAGUCGCCUGUAAACAAGUAGAUGCGAGUCAAAACGCCACCAAAGGGAAAAAGGGUAAAAUUCCCUGUGUAGCGGAGUCCACUCAUGGGUCCCCUCUCUGUGUGCCAACAGAUGCCUGUCUCGGCAGGGUCAACCACACGGACAGCAGCUCGGAUUUGUCCGACUGUCCCUCCGAGCCGCUGUCCGAUGAACAAAGGUGCGCACAGGCAGCGAGCAGCGAUGCGGAGUCCGGAACCGGCUCUGGGUCUAGCGACCGGGACCAGCUGGUUGGGGGGGAUAAUUCGCUGCAGGGAGCAUCAUCUUUAGAACCCACCGGAGGAACUCACCCUCUACCGCGCAUUGUUGAACCAUGCGCCAUGUCAUCGGCGAAAGAGAGUGUGCCCCGUGGUCUGCUCACGCAAGGACAUUGCAGCACAGAGGAACCACUGGGGAAAUCUAAACCUGAUCCCAAACUGGGGAAAUCAAGUGCACCGGCACAUCAUAUUUUGAAAGGCAACAAAGACGUAAAUGAAGAGGAUUUGUUAAGGGAAAUUGAGGACCUUCGUUCGGAAAAUGACUACCUCAAGGACGAGGUGGAGGAGCUGCGGGCGGAGAUGGAGGAGGUGCGGGACAGUUACCUGGAGGAGGAGGUGUACCAGCUGCAGGAGCUGCGGCGCGAGCUGGACCGGGCCAACAAGAACUGCCGCAUCCUGCAGUACCGGCUGCGCAAGGCCGAGCAGAAGAGCUUGAAGGUGGCGCAGACGGGGCAGGUGGACGGCGAGCUGGUGCGCAGCCUGGAGCAGGACCUGAAGGUUGCCAAAGAUGUCUCCGUGCGCCUGCACAAUGAGCUGGAGAGCGUGGAGGACAAGCGCACCCGGGCGGAGGACGAGAACGAGCUCCUGCGUCAGAAGAUCAUCGAGGUGGAGAUCUCCAGGCAGGCACUGCACAACGAGAUCGAGAGGCUGAAGGAGAGCUCCACAAAGAGAAGGGUAGGCAGAGAAAUACACAAAGAAAAGAAGUCCACUACCCAGGAGGACAGCGCGGACCUCAGGUGCCAGCUCCAGUUUGCCAAAGAGGAGUCAGCCCUCAUGCGCAAGAAGAUGGCCAAGCUGGGCCGGGAGAAGGACGAGCUGGAGCAGGAGCUGCAAAAGUACAAGUGCAUGUACGGCGACGUGGACAGCGCCGUGCCGACCGGCGAGUGCGGGGGCCCGCCGAGCACGCGGGAGGCGGAGCUGAAGCUGCGGCUCAAACUGGUGGAGGAGGAGGCCAACAUCCUGGGCAGGAAGAUCGUGGAGCUGGAGGUGGAGAACCGCGGGCUGAGGGCGGAGAACGAGGACAUCCGCUGCCAGUACGAGAAGGACUGCCUGGGGAGGGAGCCCCUCUCCAGCGUCCCCACCUCCCCGUACGGCGACGGCCUGGAGUCGGCGGCCGAGCUGCGGCGCCACCUACAGUUCGUGGAGGAGGAAGCGGAGCUCCUGCGGCGCUCCAUAUCGGAGAUCGAGGACCACAACAAGCAGCUGACCACCGAGCUCAACCGCUUUAAGUUUGGGCCGGGCCAGGAGACGGGGUGGGCGCAGGAGGAUGGGUCAGCCAGGCCUGGGGGCGGGAAUGGGAACAGCAACGGUGGCGGGUGUUGCCUGAGCCCGGGGGCGGGGCCGCUGCAGGAGGAGCUGAAGGCCGCCCGCCAGCAGAUCAACGAGCUGAGCGGGAAGGUGCUGAAGCUCCAGUAUGAGAACCGCGUCCUCCUCUCCAAUGUGCAGCGCUACGACCUGGCGUCCCACCUGGGCCUGCAAGCAGCGGGCUUCAGGGAGGGCGACGCAGAGAGCGACGGGGGGAAGAAGGAGGGCGAGGGCGAAGAGGCGGGGUGCCCGCCGCCCCCGCAGCCCAGGAGGGAGGGGCCGGUGGGCGGGGAGAGCGACUCCGAGGACCACUUCGAGAGGACUUCGGGGCUCGGCAGCAGGAGGCCGUCCGAGGUCAGCGGGUUCUACUCGGCCGAGCUCGCCUGGCCGAAGAAAGAGGACGCGGAGACCUUCGUCAACGUGAAGCGCGAGGCGGAGCGCCUGGGCAAGACCGUGGACCGCCUCAUCACAGACACCGACAGCCUGAUCUACGACGGCAAGCUGCUGGUGACGGGCGGCGAGCCCCUGACAGAGGAGGUGAGGGGGAGCGGGGACGCAUGCGAGGGCAAGGCCGAAUCCCAGGUGCUGGAUGCCAUCAACACCCGCAUGAAGGCCUUCAGGACAGAGCUGCGCGUCUUCAUGGAGAAGGUGGACCACCUCGGGGAGGGCCUCGGGGAGCACGUGGAGGACCUCUCGCCCAUGCCCAACCUGACCGAGUCCACCAGCUUCCUGUCCGGGGUCACCUCCAUGUCGCACGACUCACCUGUCACACCCCUGAGAAGGGACCUCAUGACUGACUUCCAGUCCGGUCUGAGGGAUGAACCGGAGUGGCGUCUAGGACAGGAUCAUGCCGUGGAGCCCGAGACCCAGCGAGGUCACCAGGGCACUGACCAGGGCAGGGGAGCCGAUGGACACAGUAAAUACAGCAGGCCAGAGGGUUUAAGUGUGGAGCUCCGGGACGCCCCUCUUCCUGAGGUCAGUGGCCUGGCGAGGGAGGUUCAGGCCCAGCUGGAGCAGAGGAGACAGCGGCAGGAGGAGCACAGGGGCCACUCCGGCUGUGUGGUGCAGGAGCAGGCCUGGCCGCAGGAGAGGGCGCUGCUGCAGCAGGAGAUGCGCCUCUUCCGCCACAGCACCUUCCUGCUGUACGUCAAGCUCAGGUGGCUGCUGAGGCACUGGAGGCAGCGGCUCGGGGCGGACGAGGGCGAGGAGGACGGCCUUCCGGAGUAUGAGAGAUUGGACAGCACUGGGCUGGGCUGUCCAGAGCUGGGUCUUCUAAUGGAGCAAGUGGAGGGAGACAGAGAGGACAGGCCCUGCUUUCAGCACAGUGCGGGAGCCAGCCCCGAUCAGGGAGCCCUUCCUCAGAGUCCUGAGCCUCUCCAACAUCAGAGACAGGUCAGUGAGACCCGGCGCGUGCUGCAGGGCCUGCGAGUGCUGCUGGAGGAGUUCCGCCUGGAGCUCCGGGACGAGGAGCAGCGCCGCAGCCAGCUGCAGCAGACCUACGCCAAUGAGAAGGCUGCCUGGGAGGUGCAGUGGGCGGAGCUAAAGAGCAAAGCACAGCAGCUGGAGCCGAGCGGGGAUCCAAAGUGGGAUGACCUGAAGGAGGCGAUCAGGCGGGAGCGGGAGGAGCACCAGCGGCUCCUGGCGGAGAACCACAGCGCCACCUUGGACCUGCACUGGAAGCUGCAGCACGGCGAGAGGAGGUGGAGCCGGGAGAGGACGGAGCUGCUGGAGCGCUUCGAACGAGAGAGGCAGGACUGGGACUGGCAGAUGAGGGAGCUGCACCACAGCAUUGAGAAGCUGCAGAGGGAAGGGAAGAUUCGGGCCCCACUAGAGCUGAAGGAGGAAGACUGCGGGGCGUUGUCUCCCCAAAGUAGCCCUCGUGCUGUUGAGUGCCCCAGGUCUCCCCGUGCCAGCGCCCCCGCCCCGGUCCGGUCCCUCUCGGACUCGGAGGCCCCCCUGGACGAUCAGCCCGCAAUGAUGAGGCUGAAGGCCAGCGAGAGUUUCCGAGCCACGGAGAACCUGUUCCUGGAUGCCUUGUCUCUGGACCCCCUGAGUGACAGCAACGUCCUCCCUCCGUCCCGCCUGGAGAGCGAAAAGAGGUUCCCGUGUUUAAACGAGGCUCUGAAUGAAAUAUCAGACCAAAAGGGCCCGUUGACAUAUCACGAUGAAGAGAUCCGUAGUGGGAGCCUCCUCAGGGCAAAAUCGGUGUGCUCCAUGAGUGAGUUCCAGCGUUUGAUGGACAGCUCUCCGUACCUCCCUGAGAAAGGCAUGCACGGGAGCAGUGGGAGGGAUGAGGUGACUCCGCCCUUGUCACCAGAUGACCUGAAGUACAUUGAGGAGUUCAACAGCAAGCGCUGGGACUUCCCCAGCCCGAGCGGGCCACCGGAGGCUCUCCGGGAGGCCUGGGCGGAGAGGCCUGAGGGCAGGAGAGCAGAGCAGACUUCAGAACCAUUCCAGCCAGACUCAUGGUACCUCACCACAAGCGCCACCAUCACCACCAACACGCUGAGCAGCCCCGAGCACUGCCAGAAGCAGGCCCCGGGGAGCAGCGUAGGGGCGGACCACUACGGGGUCCGAGUCUUCCGCAGCCCCUCACGCAACUGCAAGAUUGACAGCUCGGGCCUCCCCCUUGGCGACGGGGGUCCUGCAGUGGAGCCUGAGCUAAUGUUCUCGUUGACCAAAGCUAAAGGAGGCAGUACCAAAGGAGGGGCGGACGAGGUGUUCGGGGGCUGGCCCAGGGAACUCCCAAAAAACCACAAGGAGCUCCUCGACGGCGGGCCCCGCCUGAUCGAGCCCUCCAUCUGCCCCACGGUGGGGUUCUCCUCGUCCCUGCAUGGGCUCCAGCUGUCGAGGAACCUGAGCGACGACAUGAAGGAGGUGGCCUUCUCGGUGAGGAACGCCAUCCGCUCCACCCCGGUCGAGCGCCACUUCAAGGACACCGCGUGCCAGACCAACAGCUUCACCACCAGGGGGACCCAGACCACCCAGACCAUCAGCGUGGGCCUCCAAACGGAGGCCCUUAGAAACCUCACCAGCAGUCCCCACAAGUGCUUGACCCCCAAAGGGGGCUCCACGCCCAUCUCCUCCCCGUCCCGCAACAUGAGGAAAAUGCCCUUCUCCCCUGUCGUGCAGAGCAAGUUUGAGCGCCAAUGCUGCUCUCCGAAAUACGGCUCCCCAAAGCUCCAGCGAAGAAUCCCCUCCAAGGCCGACCUGUCUGGCGGCAAGGCGGCCCCCCCAGCGCCACCCCAGAAGGGACACAGCGAAUCCGCUUGGGCUCGGUCCACCACCACCCGGGACAGCCCCGUUCACACCACCAUCAACGACGGGCUCUCCAGCCUCUUCAACAUAAUCGACCACACGCCGCUGGCCCACGAUGCCUUGCCAAAGUUCGCCAGGUCCCCCAGCCGUUGCCACCCCACCGAGGCCAGGCCCGCCGAGAACAGGCUGCCUGGCCUGAGUGUGGCUCAGGAGUUUUCCAAGAAUGUCGGGGGCAGGCCCCCUAGUCCCGUUCAGCUGAUUGUAGAGACACAGGGGGAGAAGACCCCAGAGGUCGUGAGCAUUAGGCAGGACCUGUCAGCUCCUCCAGGCUACAACCUUGCUGAAAAUGCUGCCAGGAUUCUAAAUAAGAGACUAUCAGAGCAAACCUUCAGGGAUGAAAAAAGGCUGCCCUCUGUCAGCCAAGCCAGCUUCAGCAAAGACGGACGCGUGAGUGAAGGAGAUAAACCUCUGCAGGGAUCCAUUGAGAACCACACUGUCUUACUAACUGCUCCCUGGGGACUCUAAACCUGCUUGUCCCACUGCUGAACUGCCACGUUCCCCUGUCGCUCCACCGCUGGAUUCUUGCUUUUUGAGACCUGCCCGACCAGCCAAUCAGCGCCCGC
This is a messenger RNA of Megalops cyprinoides (Indo-Pacific tarpon), 6299 nucleotides long. Its product is annotated as microtubule cross-linking factor 1-like. Bases 487 to 6201 code for a protein of 1904 amino acids. Gene Ontology annotation, biological process: regulation of autophagy. NCBI's taxonomy places the organism in Eukaryota, Metazoa, Chordata, Actinopteri, Elopiformes, Megalopidae. The record is from RefSeq and is a predicted model, not a curated record. The transcript has 16 exons.